CUUUAGAGUGUAAGUUGCUAAAAUCCAAAAAUGAACCUUUUCAUAGUUGUCUCCGCUUCAAUCUCUCUACUUCUAGCAAUACUCAUUGCUUCUCUUCAUCUUCUCCACCCCACAUUAUAUUUUCUUACAUGGAAGAAGCUUCCACACUCUUCUUCUUCACUAGUGGCUGAUUUGAUAAUAAGAAAUGGUGUGAUAUACACAAGUGAUGAUUCUCUCCCAUUUGUAAACUCUAUGGCAGUUGCUAAUGGAAGGGUUCUUCGUAUUGGGAAUAACUCUUUUGUCCAGGAGGUGGCAGGCUAUGGAACUCAAGUGUUGGAUCUGCAGGGGAAAGUUGUGGUUCCUGGAUUUAUUGAUUCACAUGUUCAUUUCAUCUCUGGUGGCCUACAGAUGAUGCAGGUUGGACUGAGAGGUGUGAAAGAGAAGGAAGAAGUCAUCAGAAGGAUCAAAGAAGCAGUUCAAAGCACAAAACCAGGUUCCUGGAUUUUGGGUGGUGGAUGGAACAAUGAUCUAUGGGGAGGAGAUUUGCCUGCUGCCUGUUGGAUAGAUGAUGUUACACCUAAUAAUCCUGUCUGGCUAUCGAGAACGGAUGGACACAUGGGAUGGGCUAAUUCAGUGGCCCUAACACUAGCAGGCAUUACAAAUUUAACCGAUAAUCCAAGAGGAGGAACUAUAAUGAGGACUUCUGGUGGAGAACCUACUGGAUUGCUAAUUGAUUCUGCAAUGGAGCUAGUAGCAUCCCAAAUUCCCGAGGUUUCAAUUGAUGACAGGAGGGACGCAUUACAGAAAGCGAGCAAUCUUGCUUUGACAAGGGGUGUGACAACAGUUGUUGAUAUGGGGAGAUACUAUCCAGGGAUGUCCGCAGAUCUUUCUUGGGAGGAUUUUACAGAUGUUUAUCUGUGGACAAAUGCUAUAUCAAAAAUGAAAGUUAGGGUUUGUUUGUUUUUUCCAAUGGUGACAUGGCAACGGCUAGCGGAUCUGGUUAAUAAAAUGGGCCAUUCCUUAAGUCAAUGGGUUUAUUUCGGCGGUGUCAAAGCUUUUGCUGAUGGGUCUUUGGGGUCCAAUAGUGCAUUGUUUUAUGAGCCUUAUCAAGAUGAGCCUGACAACUAUGGAUUACUAGUGACAGAACCUGAUGCUCUCCUCAACAUGACUUCGGAGUCAGAUUUAUCUGGUCUUCAGGUUGCAGUUCAUGCUAUAGGAGACAGGGCAAAUGACUUGAUCUUGGAUAUAUAUAGUUCAGUUGCUUCUACAAAUGGAAUGAGAGAUCGAAGAUUCAGGAUUGAGCAUGCGCAGCACUUGGCACCUGGUACUCCAUCCAGAUUUGGCAAAGAAGGGGUCGUUGCUUCUGUUCAGCCAGAUCACUUACUGGAUGAUGCUGACGUUGCUGGUAAAAAGCUUGGCGAUGAUAGGGCUGAAAAGGAAUCAUAUUUGUUUAAGUCGCUCUUAGAUUCCAAUGCAUUAGUUGCAUUUGGUUCUGAUUGGCCAGUGGCAGACAUCAAUCCCUUGAGUGGCAUUAAGAUGGCAGUGAAAAGAACACCUCCAACUUGGAAUGAUGCAUGGAUUCCAUCAGAGUGCAUUUCAUUCGAGGAUGCAAUAAAGGGGUAUACCAUUUCUGCUGCUCGUGCAAGCUUCAUUGACAAUGAUUUGGGAUCCUUAUCUAUUGGAAAACUAGCAGAUUUUGUCAUAUUAUCCACUGAUUCAUGGAAAGACUUCGCUGAAACAGCAUCUGCAUCUAUCGAGGCAACAUAUGUAUCUGGACUAAGAGCAUAUCCAUGAAACCCCUCAUUUUCAUUUGGGUUUCAGUUGUGUGUCGUGCAAUCACUUGCAGCGCCGUCACAUAGGAAUCGCUAAGUGCUUACAAAAUGGACUACCAAGCCGUAGUUGAUGCCUUCUACUUUUAGUAAACAGAUAAUCAUGCUGAAAAAGCCAAAUAAAGUGACGAAAUCGGCUCAGCGAUCUCAAGUUGCCAUAUGUGCACCCAACCAUCAGAAUUGCUUAGGUCAAAACCUUGCAGCAUGUUAUACGAUGCUGCAACAGAAUAUCAUUCACAAUCACAUCAGCACUAGAAGAAGUUGGGGAAUGACAAAAAUAUUGUCAAUAAUUUUCAUAGGUAACC
Trifolium pratense (red clover) is the source of this 2113-nucleotide messenger RNA. Its product is annotated as protein LONG AFTER FAR-RED 3. NCBI's taxonomy places the organism in Eukaryota, Viridiplantae, Streptophyta, Magnoliopsida, Fabales, Fabaceae. The transcript is spliced from 16 exons. The coding region runs from base 31 to 1773 and encodes 580 amino acids. The record is from RefSeq and is a predicted model, not a curated record. Gene Ontology annotation, molecular function: hydrolase activity, acting on carbon-nitrogen (but not peptide) bonds.